This is a messenger RNA of Sporothrix brasiliensis 5110, 2091 nucleotides long. RefSeq names its product acetoacetyl-CoA synthetase. Gene Ontology annotation, biological process: lipid metabolic process. Gene Ontology annotation, molecular function: acetoacetate-CoA ligase activity. NCBI's taxonomy places the organism in Eukaryota, Fungi, Ascomycota, Sordariomycetes, Ophiostomatales, Ophiostomataceae. The record is from RefSeq and is a predicted model, not a curated record. The transcript has 2 exons. Gene Ontology annotation, cellular component: cytosol. The coding region runs from base 1 to 2091 and encodes 696 amino acids.
AUGGCUGUCCCCACUGCCACAGCCUCGCCGGCUCCUGAGGAGCUCUGGCGGCACCCGAACCCUCAACAAACACCCAUGUUCCAGUUCCUGGAGACUGUCAACAAGAAGCAUGGGCUCAAGCUGACCAACUACCCUGACCUGCACCGCUGGUCCGUUGACAGCCUCGCCGACUUCUGGGCCGCCGUCUGGGACUAUGUUGGAAUCACGGCCUCGAAACCAUACGACACGGUCCUGCCGACUACGACCAUGUACCCACGGCCCGACUUCUUCCAGGGUGCCCGCCUCAACUUUGCCGAGAACAUGCUGUUCCCUGCCGGUGUCGAAGUGGACCCGUCUGCCACCGCUCUGAUCACAAUGACCGAAGCUUGGGACGCACUGGGCUCGGAAGAGAUGACAUGGGCCACGCUGCGCGACCGAGUCCGCCGAUGUGCUGCCCAAUUGCGUUCACCGGCCAUCGGAGUGCACGACGGUGAUGUCGUGGCAGGGUUCAUUGGUAACCAUGCCGAUGCUAUUGUCACCAUGCUCGCGGCCGCUUCCAUUGGUGCUGUCUGGACGUCCAUCAGCCCCGACAACGGCGUGAGCGCUGUGCUGGACCGUCUUGUGCGCGUCAAGCCCAAGGUUCUUUUUUCGGACCACGUUUCCAUGUACAACGGGAAGUUGUGGCCCAGCACAGACAAAACGCUGCAGAUUGUCGACGCUCUGAGCGACGGUGGACAUCUAAAGGCCGUGAUUAUUGUUGACUCCGUCAAGUACCCCGACCCCCAACCGACAGAGGCCAGCCUUGGCCUCGAAACUCUGCGGGGCAAGGUCGCUGUGGCGGAGGCGUACGGCACCUUCCUGGCGAGCGCGCCAGAUGAGCCGCUGCGCUUUGAGCCGCUGCCACCCUCGCACCCCCUGUACAUCCUCUACUCUAGUGGCACGACAGGCCUGCCGAAGGCCAUCAUCCACACAGCGCUGGGUACACUCAUCCAGCACAAGAAAGAGCUUGCCCUGCACUGUUCCAUAGGCCCCAAGUCGCGCAUGCUCUACUACACGACCACAUCCUGGAUGAUGUGGCACUGGAGCGUUGCGGCGCUGUCGGUCGGGGCUUCGUUGGUGCUGUACAUGGGCUCGCCUUUCCGGCCACAAGGUGAACUGUCGUUACCCAAGGUGCUGUCCGACAAGCGCGUGACACACUUCGGUACCUCUGCAGCGUAUCUCAUUGCACUUGAGUCGAAGCAGAUCAAGAUCUCCUCCGACCCCUCCAUUGACCUGUCUGCCCUCGAGGCUAUCUACUCGACCGCCUCGCCGCUGCCGCCGUCGACCUUCGCAUACGUGUACGAGACGUUCCCCAAGCGGGUCCACCUUGCCUCAAUUACGGGCGGCACAGACAUCAUUUCGUUGUUCGGCGCACCAUGCCCGCUCCUUCCAGUCACGGCGGGCGCGGUGCAGUGCGCCGGCCUCGGCAUGGCCAUUGCCGUCGCCGAUUCGGCAUCUGCCUCCGACGAUCCUAAGCUCGUUCCGGCCGGCGAAGAGGGCGAUCUCGUGUGCAUCAAGCCCUUCCCCUGCGAGCCCCUGACCUUUUACGACGGCGACGAAAAGUACCGCGACGCCUACUUUGAGCGCUUUCACGGCUGGUGGCACCACGGUGACUUUGUCCGCCUCGAAGGCGCCGACAACCAGUCGCUGGUCAUGCUGGGCCGGUCUGACGGCGUCCUCAAACCUUCGGGAGUGCGUUUUGGCAGUGCCGAGAUCUACAACAUCAUCACACGCUUCUUUGCCAGUGAGGUCGAGGACUCGCUGUGUGUCGGCCGGCGACGGGCCCAGGACACGGACGAGACGGUGUGCCUGUUCGUUAUCCCGACGUCAGGCGGUGUCACAUUCGAUGACCUCCGCAGCCGCAUCAAGACGACCAUACGGAAAGAGCUGAGUCCCCGGCACGUGCCCGGGGUCAUUGAGAAGUGCAGCGGCAUUCCGCGGACAAGCAAUGGCAAGAAGAUCGAGGUUGCCGUUAAGCAGAUUCUCUCCGGCAUGCAGGUCAAGACGAAUGCCAGCGUUGCCAACCCCGAGACCCUCGACUGGUUCCGUGCCUGGGCUAACUCGCACAGGUAA